Cladophialophora bantiana CBS 173.52 is the source of this 690-nucleotide messenger RNA. RefSeq lists its product as uncharacterized. Bases 1 to 690 code for a protein of 229 amino acids. The transcript is spliced from 2 exons. The record is from RefSeq and is a predicted model, not a curated record. NCBI's taxonomy places the organism in Eukaryota, Fungi, Ascomycota, Eurotiomycetes, Chaetothyriales, Herpotrichiellaceae.
AUGGUGUACAACGUCCCCCCCGAGGAAACCGAGCCCAUCGUCACCUCUCACAUCAACGGCACCACUGAGGAGAUUCUCGCCAGAUACUGCGUUACUGAGCUAUGCAAAGGGUGGCCCGUCUACCGCGACGCCUCGGAAUGGAAGAACUACCGCAGCUUGUUUGCCAAGGAGGGGGCCUACGUAUGGACGACCUGGUCCGGUGGCCUCCCAAUUGAGAAAUUCAUCGAGGUCUCCAUCAAAGGCCGCGCCAACGGCGACUUUAUCAUGCACCGCGAGAACGGCACCCUCGCCAACGUGAACCUCGCCACGCAACGCGGCCUCGGCAAGAUGAAGGCCACCAUCACACAACGAUUCACGAUCCAGGGCAUCGCCGUCGACGUCGAGUGCGACUGCCGCUUCAUCUUCUUCUGCAAGAUCGACGAGGGCGCGUGGAAAGCCCAGUACGUCAAACUCUUUUACGAGAAGGACAGGGUGGUCCCCGUGGACGGCAAGGCCGUGCCGCAUUUCCCCAAGGAGGAGCUGGACAAGUACACCGAGGGCUACAAGUAUCUUGCCGUGGCGCAGAACUUGCUGGGUCACCCGAUCCUGAACGAUCUGCCCAACGCCGAGAACCAGGGCUUCUUUGACAUGUACAAGGCCAUGGCCGACUGGCUGCAAGGCCAGGAGAUCAACUUGUUCUGGGAAAAGUAG